AUGAAAGCACUGAACCGCCCCCUCAACACUCCGCAUGGCCCGCAAGAACAGUUUAUCGCACUUUGGUAUCGGCACGGCAAGCCGUGCAUGGGCCGAGCUUGGAACAGCAACGGCAGGAUUGACGCCUCGUUUGUUGAUGCUGGCCAUGAGUUCACUGGACACAUUGUUGGCUCUAUGCAAAUGCUCGUCGAACUGCCAGCCACGGCUGCUGGUUUCGAAUAUUGCUGGCUGCCGUACGAACAGCGAAAAAAGGCUAAAGGCACUGACUACGAUCACAAGAAGGUGGAGCAAGUCCAUUCAUGGGUACCGAUAAUGAAAGCACUGAACCGUCCCCUCAACACUCCGCAUGGCCCGCAAGAACAGUUUAUCGCACUUUGGUACCGGCACGGCAAGCCUUGCAUGGGCCGAGCUUGGAACAGCAACGGCAGGAUUGACGCUUCGUUUGUUGACGCUGGCCAUGAGUUCACUGGACACAUUGUUGGCUCUAUGCAAAUGCUCGUCGAACUGCCAGCCACGGCUGCUGGUUUCGAAUAUUGCUGGCUGCCGUACGAACAGGCCUCAGGCUACCAGGACAAAGAUUUUGCGCCCGUUCAUUUGAGUUACGUGGCACCAUGCGUGGUACAGCUUGAUGCCUAUGAGGUACUAGGGUCUGUUAAUCUGAAGAAGGAACGCGUCGAAGCUGCCAUUGACGGCCGCGUGCUGACUCUUGAUGGACCAAAAAUACGAACACUAAAGGUACUGUGCAGGAAAGAUCGUGACGACACAAUGACUAUCUAA
Ostertagia ostertagi is the source of this 777-nucleotide messenger RNA. NCBI's taxonomy places the organism in Eukaryota, Metazoa, Nematoda, Chromadorea, Rhabditida, Trichostrongylidae. The record is from the annotation of a GenBank genome assembly.